Messenger RNA from Cooperia oncophora, 705 nucleotides. Lineage: Eukaryota; Metazoa; Nematoda; Chromadorea; Rhabditida; Trichostrongylidae. The record is from the annotation of a GenBank genome assembly.
CUGCAUAUUUCAGUGCCAGAAUGGGCGUUCGUGUUUCUUGGUAUCAUCGCCAUUAUCGUGGUUCUUCUCAUAGCAUACCUGAUCAUCAGAAAACUUUUCGGAAAGAAGCGACAUGGUGAAAAGAACAAGAGUAAAGGUUUCAAAGGGCUGUUCAGCAAGGGAGGCGACCUGAUGGCCGGAAAGGACGUAAUGGGUGGGAUUCAACAAGAUAUGGAAGAAUUAGAAGAGAACAUGGAACAAAACGAGAAAGCACAGGCUGAAGAAAAAGAAGAGGUGAAACUCGGACGAAUACAGUACAAACUCGACUACGAUUUCCAACAAGGACAGCUCUCUGUUACCGUAAUUCAAGCAGAAGACCUACCCGGAAUGGACAUGAGCGGAACAUCCGAUCCAUACGUAAAACUCUAUCUGUUACCCGAAAAGAAGAAGAAAGUCGAAACAAAAGUACAUCGAAAGACCCUCAACCCGGUGUUCAACGAGACGUUUAUUUUCAAAGUUGCCUUUAACGAGAUUACCGCAAAAACGUUGGUGUUUGCCGUCUACGAUUUCGAUCGGUUUAGCAAGCAUGAUCAAAUCGGACAGGUACGCUGCUUUUUCAAAUUCCCUUACCGUUUCUCUUUCGAGUUUACUGAUUGUGAGCGGGGGGGGGGCUCACAGAUGACGCUAAUCAUUACAAUCGAAACCGUAAAAAAUCAACCGGCCUGA